This is a messenger RNA of Carya illinoinensis, 1438 nucleotides long. Its product is annotated as thioredoxin reductase 2-like. The record is from RefSeq and is a predicted model, not a curated record. The transcript is spliced from 2 exons. Lineage: Eukaryota; Viridiplantae; Streptophyta; Magnoliopsida; Fagales; Juglandaceae. Gene Ontology annotation, cellular component: cytoplasm. The coding region runs from base 35 to 1219 and encodes 394 amino acids. Gene Ontology annotation, biological process: removal of superoxide radicals. Gene Ontology annotation, molecular function: thioredoxin-disulfide reductase (NADPH) activity.
UGAUACAAGCGCGGUGCGGCAUAAGGGGAGAGAUAUGAGUUAUAGCCACAGACACAAGCGCUUGUUUAGUCUGAUCAGCAAAGGUCGCAGCUUCUUUCGAUUGGCCUCCACAGUGGCCGUUGGCUCCGCCGCCGCCACAGCCGCUCCCGAAGUAGCCUCAUCAGCAGCCACCUCAUCUUCUUCGACUUCGGCCUCAACUACGAUCUCCGCCAUGGAUGAUCUACAGACUCUGAAAACGAAGGUUUGCAUCAUCGGAAGCGGCCCAGCGGCCCACACAGCCGCCAUAUACGCGUCACGGGCAGAGCUGAAGCCCAUCCUCUUCGAGGGUUGGAUGGCCAACGGCAUCGCCCCCGGCGGCCAACUCACCACCACUUCUGACGUCGAGAACUUCCCGGGGUUCCCCGAUGGAAUCAACGGCAUCGACCUUAUGGACCGGUUCCGCAGCCAGUCCCACCGUUUCGGCACCCAGAUUCUGACGGAGACCGUCAACAAGGUCGAUUUCUCCACCAUGCCUUUCAAGAUCUUCGCCGAUUCUAAGACCGUCUUAGCCGAAUCCGUCAUCGUUGCGACCGGUGCCGUCGCCAAGCGUUUGGACUUCCUAGGAUCUGCAGAGGGAUCGGGAGGCUUCUGGAACCGCGGGAUUUCGGCCUGUGCCGUGUGCGACGGUGCGGCCCCCAUUUUCAGGAACAAGCCUCUGGCAGUUAUUGGAGGUGGGGAUUCGGCGAUGGAAGAGGCCACGUUCCUGACCAAGUACGGGUCCAUAGUUUACAUUAUCCACAGGAGGGAUACGUUUAGGGCGUCCAAGAUUAUGCAGCAGAGGGCCUUGACGAACCCUAAGAUCCAGGUGCUGUGGAACUCGGUGGUGUUGGAGGCCUACGGGGACAAAGAUAAUCAAAAUAAGCUUUUGGGAGGGUUGAAAGUGAAGAAUGUGGUGAGCGGGGAGGUUUCAGAUCUCAAGGUAUCGGGGUUAUUCUUCGCAAUAGGGCACGAGCCAGCCACCAAGUUUUUGGAUGGUCAGCUGAAGCUCGACUCUGAUGGUUACGUUGUAACACAGUCAGGGACCACCCAGACCAGCGUGCGCGGAGUAUUUGCUGCCGGAGAUGUCCAGGACAAGAAGUACAGGCAGGCUGUAACUGCUGCCGGCACUGGUUGCAUGGCAGCCUUGGAAGCCGAACAUUAUUUGCAAGAGAUCGGAUCCCAGGAAGGUAAAACCGAUUGACUACCGAGAAUGGGCCCAGAAUUUAAAAUGGGUUCAAUUAGGAGCAAUAUUUAAACAGGGAAAAGAGUUGGACAAUUAACUUGUUGAACCGAUGAUAUCGUAGCAUGUAUCUGGUGGAUGCAUUCAUAGAUUACUACCUUAUGCUGCAUGUGCUCACAUUAUUUUUAUAGAUUGAUUGGCUUGAUGAUCUGAGAAUGGUAGUGCUUCCUUUUGCAGUAA